AUGUUGCGUUCUUUUGUCUCACUCGUUGCUAUAUUCUUUCUUUUCAAUUUCGCUGAAUCAUCACGUUACACAUUCGAAUUACCAGAUGGAGAACAUCGUUGCUUCUAUGCUCUUUUGGAAGAAGGGGAACGAAGUACCAUAGAGUUCCAGGUCAUAGCAGGUGGCAAUUUCGAUGUCGACGUUAUUGUUCACGAUCCUUUUAAGAAUCUUAUUAAGCAACUCGUGCGUGAACAGUACGAUUAUUUUGAACAUACUGCUAGAUUAUGUUUCGGCAACGAAUUUUCGUCGGUGACUCAUAAAGUGGUUUAUGUUAAUUGGGAAAUGGAAUCACAAAAGUCUCAGCUAAUAGGUGAAAAACCGGACUCCCCUCCGACAAUGAUGGACACAAUGAUAUACUCAAUCCAUGAGAAUCUGCGAAAUGCCGCAGCCGCUCAAACCAAAGUUCGCCUACAAGAGGCCACUUCCCGAAGUUUCAUUGAAGCCCUAAAUGAUCGGGUUACUUGGGGCUCCAUUACCCACGCAGCAAUCAUCGUCAUCGUUGCUGUUGGUCAGGUGUAUCUCUUGCGAUCUCUGUUCAACACUCCAUCUCAUGCUUCCGUUGGCGUCGCGAUUAACAGGAAUCGUGUCAUGCCCACUGUCGGAUAUUAG
This is a messenger RNA of Rodentolepis nana, 648 nucleotides long. NCBI's taxonomy places the organism in Eukaryota, Metazoa, Platyhelminthes, Cestoda, Cyclophyllidea, Hymenolepididae. The record is from the annotation of a GenBank genome assembly.